AUGUGUCCCCGGGGCAGCCUGGCGCUGGCUCUGCUCUGUGCGGCGCUGGGCCGCGUGGCCGCCUACACGCCCUGGGACUUCUCGUGGGGCGAGGUGGCCGGCCACCGGUGGCGCGUGGACCCCCGCGCCGGGUCGCGCUCGGACGAGGCGCAGGUGCCGGCCGUCUCCRGCACGCGGCCCGUGGCCGUGCAGUGCCAGGAGGCGCAGAUGGUGGUCACCGUGCACCGGGACCUCUUCGGCACCGGGCGCCUCAUCAACGUGGCGGACCUGACGCUGGGCCCGGCCGCCUGCAAGCACAGCUCGCUCAACACCGCGCUCAACACCGUCACCUUCGCCGCCGGCCUCCACGAGUGCGGCAGCAUCGUGCAGGUAACUCCUGACUCCCUCAUCUACCGCACGCUCAUCAACUAUGACCCCAGCCCAGCCAGCAACCCAGUCAUCAUCCGGACCAAUCCUGCCGUGAUCCCCAUUGAGUGCAUCUAUCCCAGGAGGGAAAAUGUGAGCAGCAACGCCAUCAAGCCCACGUGGGCUCCCUUCAGCUCCACGCUGGCUGCAGAGGAGAGGCUGGUGUUCUCCCUGCGCCUCAUGAACGAGGACUGGACUGCRGAGAGGCCCUUCACCGGCUUCCAGCUGGGUGACAUCCUGAACAUCCAGGCRGAGGUCAGCACCGAGAACCAUGUGCCGUUGAGGCUCUUCGUGGACAGCUGCGUUGCUGCCCUGAGCCCAGASAGUGACUCCUCUCCUCACUACUCCAUUAUUGAUUUCAACGGAUGCCUGGUAGAUGGAAGGUCAGAUGACACCAGCUCUGCCUUCAUAACCCCCCGGCCCAGGGAGGACAUGAUUCGGUUCAGGAUCGACGUGUUCAGGUUUGCUGGGGACACAAGGAACUUGAUCUACAUCACCUGCCACCUGAAGGUCACCCCYGCUGACCAGGCCCCCGACCCCUUGAACAAGGCCUGUUCCUUCAACAAAGCCAGGAACAUCUGGGUGCCGGUGGAAGGCUCCAGGGACAUCUGCAGCUGCUGUGAGACUGGCGGCUGUGAGUCGGCGGCCCUGUCCAGGAGACUCAACCACCUGGACCGAUGGCCCAGCCGCCGCUUCCGGAGAGACGCRCCCGCUGCCGGCGGGCAAGAGGUGGAAGCUGACGUGGUCAUCGGGCCCGUGUUCCUCACUGCGGACUCGGGCGCAAUGGGCUCCUCAGGAGAGUGGAAGGAAGGAGGACGGGGUGCCGCRGCGGUGUCCGGCGCGCGCGAGGGGCUGCUCGCCGUGGCGGCAGCGGUGGCGCUGGCGCUCGUGGCCCUGGCCGCCGUGGUGGCGCGCAGGAGGUGCGGCCGCUCCUCCGCCGUGGCGUGA
Nothoprocta perdicaria is the source of this 1353-nucleotide messenger RNA. RefSeq names its product zona pellucida sperm-binding protein 3-like. NCBI's taxonomy places the organism in Eukaryota, Metazoa, Chordata, Aves, Tinamiformes, Tinamidae. The record is from RefSeq and is a predicted model, not a curated record. Gene Ontology annotation, cellular component: extracellular matrix. The coding region runs from base 1 to 1353 and encodes 450 amino acids. Gene Ontology annotation, biological process: egg coat formation; binding of sperm to zona pellucida; positive regulation of acrosome reaction. Gene Ontology annotation, molecular function: acrosin binding. The transcript is spliced from 9 exons.